AUGAUGAACCUCCUUCUUAUUGCUGCUUACUUUUCUACGGCUCUUGCAGCUUCUCCAAUGUGGACUAGUGGCGAUCAAGCACCCUUUCCAAAAUCCGAUAAAACAUAUAAAUGUCAGGGCAAUCACUAUUCUUAUUGUACUAGUUGGGAGUACGAUCAAAAACAUACAUUUGUCUGGCGAGGACAAUGUUACAACCCUACUGGCGAAAACGGAAAAGAACAUGGGUUUUCUAGAAAUGACCCUUUACCUACUUGUACUGGAGGUUUAAUCCGAUGCUGCUCGCCGUAG
Plenodomus lingam JN3 is the source of this 288-nucleotide messenger RNA. NCBI's taxonomy places the organism in Eukaryota, Fungi, Ascomycota, Dothideomycetes, Pleosporales, Leptosphaeriaceae. The record is from RefSeq and is a predicted model, not a curated record.